This is a messenger RNA of Fonsecaea erecta, 1101 nucleotides long. RefSeq lists its product as hypothetical. Bases 1 to 1101 code for a protein of 366 amino acids. The record is from RefSeq and is a predicted model, not a curated record. Lineage: Eukaryota; Fungi; Ascomycota; Eurotiomycetes; Chaetothyriales; Herpotrichiellaceae. The transcript is spliced from 3 exons.
AUGGCGGCAUCCACCUCGACUUCCAAGAGUCUCUUCCCUGUCCCCUCAGGCGCCACAGCCACUGUUUCGAUCAUCGACACCACCACGCGCAUUGGACGGAUCCCUGUGUCUUACUUGAUGGCUCCCCCCCUUGAAGGCUUCGAGCACAUGCCCGAAAUCCCGUCGUGGUCGUUCCUGGUCGAAACCACCACCACGGGCAAGAAGGCGCUGUUCGACCUGGGGGUGCCGCCUGACUGGGAGAACUUCGCGCCGGCCGUGUACGAGGCGUUGAAGCCCCGAGGCUGGGAGAUCUAUGCGGAGAAGCAUACGAGCCAGGUCUUGGAGGAGAACGGGGUGGAUCUGAAGGGCAUCGGGAGUAUUGUGUGGAGUCACUGGCACUGGGAUCACCUGGGCGAUCCGUCCACGUUCCCUCCCUCGACGGAAGUGGUGGUCGGCCCUGGAUUCAAAGAAGCAUUCAUGCCUGGCUAUCCUGGCAAGCCAGACUCCCCAGUGCGGGAAUCUGAUUUCAAGGGACGACAGCUUCGCGAAGUGACAUUCACGGAGCCCGGCACGCUGCAGAUCGGCGACUUCCGCGCGCACGACUUCUUCGGCGACGGAUCCUUCUACCUGCUCGACACGCCAGGCCACGCGGUCGGACACGUGUGCGGCCUGGCCCGCACGACAUCUACCCCUGAAGACACCUUCAUCUUCAUGGGCGGCGACCUGUGCCACCACGGCGGCGAGAUCCGACCGUCCCCGUACGCGCCGCUGCCGACGCAGAUCCACCUCCACCCUGUAGCGGGCGCCAUGCAGGUACAUUCGCCCUGCCCGGGAGCCGUCUUCGAGGCCCUGCAGGAGCGGCGCGGGCGGUCGCCGGCGCGGACGCGGCCCUUCUUCGACCCGGCCAUGGGCCUCUCAAUCCCGCAGGCCAUCGACACGAUCGUCAAGGCGCAGAAGGCCGACGCCGACACCAACGUGCUGUUCAUCUACGCCCACGACGCCACCGCCAGGGGUGUGGCCGACCUGUUCCCCCUGACAGCGAACGAGUGGAAGAAGCGGGGCUGGCGCGAGAAAAUGUUCUGGGCCUUUCUCGCGGAUUUUGGCGUCGUCGCGGACAAGUAA